AUGGCAGCUGAACUUCCCGUCAUCAACGGCCACGGUGCCCAGGCCAACGGCAAUGGCGAGUCCGCCACCAGCUUCACCGUCAAGGCUGGUCUUGCCCGCAUGUUGCAGGGUGGAGUCAUCAUGGACGUUGUCAAUGCCGAGCAGGCUCGCAUCGCCGAGGAGGCCGGUGCUGCCGCCGUCAUGGCUCUCGAGCGUGUCCCUGCCGACAUUCGCGCUCAGGGCGGUGUUGCUCGCAUGUCCGACCCCCGGAUGAUUCAAGAGAUUAUGGAGGCCGUGACCAUCCCCGUCAUGGCCAAGGCACGGAUUGGUCACUUCGUUGAGUGCCAGAUCCUUGAGGCCGUUGGCGUCGACUACAUUGACGAGUCCGAGGUCCUCACCCCCGCCGACGACGUCCACCACGUUGAGAAGCACCCCUACAAGGUCCCCUUUGUCUGUGGCUGCCGGAACCUCGGUGAGGCUCUCCGCCGUAUCAGCGAGGGUGCUGCCAUGAUCCGUACCAAGGGUGAGGCCGGUACCGGUGACGUUGUUGAAGCUGUCAAGCACAUGCGCACCGUCACCGCCGAGAUUCUCAAGGCCUCCACCCUGAGUGAACCCGAGCUCCGCGUCAUGGCCAAGGAGAUUGGUGCUCCCUACGACCUCCUCAAGGAGGCCGCAACGCUCAAGAGACUCCCCGUGGUCAACUUCGCCGCCGGUGGUGUUGCUACCCCGGCUGAUGCUGCCCUGAUGAUGCAGCUCGGCUGCGACGGUGUCUUCGUUGGUAGCGGUAUCUUCAAGAGCGGCAACGCUGCCAAGCGUGCUCGCGCCAUCGUCCAGGCCGUCACACACUUCAAGGACCCCAAGGUGCUCGCCGAGGUCAGCAAGGAUCUCGGUGAGGCCAUGGUUGGCCUGAACGUGGCGAAGAUGGAUGAGGGCGAGAAGCUGGCCAAGCGCGGCUGGUAA
Molecule: messenger RNA, 939 nt
Organism: Xylona heveae TC161
Lineage: Eukaryota; Fungi; Ascomycota; Xylonomycetes; Xylonales; Xylonaceae
Product: putative pyridoxine biosynthesis protein pyroA
Exons: 3
Coding region: 1-939 (312 amino acids)
Biological process (GO): pyridoxal 5'-phosphate biosynthetic process; pyridoxine biosynthetic process; amino acid metabolic process
Molecular function (GO): amine-lyase activity
Source: RefSeq, a predicted model, not a curated record